This is a messenger RNA of Diceros bicornis minor, 3071 nucleotides long. Its product is annotated as MHC class I-like protein MILL1. Gene Ontology annotation, cellular component: external side of plasma membrane. Gene Ontology annotation, biological process: antigen processing and presentation of endogenous peptide antigen via MHC class I via ER pathway, TAP-independent; antigen processing and presentation of endogenous peptide antigen via MHC class Ib; immune response. The transcript has 5 exons. The record is from RefSeq and is a predicted model, not a curated record. NCBI's taxonomy places the organism in Eukaryota, Metazoa, Chordata, Mammalia, Perissodactyla, Rhinocerotidae. Bases 71 to 1084 code for a protein of 337 amino acids.
AAGAUCGAAAACGAAAGCGGAUGCUGAAAACGAAUUGCUUUCAAAUUGCUCACCCAGAACUCUCACAGGAAUGGGGAUGAUUUUCCCCGGGGACCCCAGAGCCCUGAGCCACCUGCUGCUCCUGUUGCUGCUGCUGGAGGAGUCGCGGGGGUUCCCCCCUGGAACCCACACUCUCCGCUACGACCUCAUGGCCCUGUCUCUGGACAGACCUGGGAAGCCCCAGUUCCUGGCCCUGGGGUACUUUGAUGAUGAGCUUUUCUUGCGCUAUGAUGGCGAGAGCCACAAGGCAGAGCCCCAGGGUCUAGGGAUCGAAACGGACUUGGGAGCUGAGACCUGGGAGACAGAGACCAAGGACCUGAAGGAGAAGGAGCGGCAACUCAGGCAGAUGCUGACAGAGGUCAUGGGCCAGCAGGGGCAGGGCCGGGGCCUUCACUCCCUCCAGGCCACAUUGGGCUGUGAGCUACAAGGAGACCUCAGCACUAGAGGCUUCUGGCGCUUGGGCUACAAAGGGCAGGACUUCCUCACCUUCGACUCACAGACCCUCACUUGGACGUUGGCCACGCCCUCAGCCCAGCACAUCAAGAAGCUCUGGGAGACCCAAGGCCCCAGGGCUGAUCUGGUUGAGACUUUCCUGCGUGUGACUUGUCCUGAACAACUCUGGAGAUAUUUGGCCUCCUGGAGUGGCCUCCUGGAGAAUACAGAUCCCCCAUCAGUGACUGUGACCCGCAGUAAGAACCUGCUGGGCAAGGUCAUCCUGAGGUGCUGGGCUUUUAGCUUCUAUCCCCGGGGUGCCAUCCUGACCUGGCUUCGGGAUGGGGAGCCCAUGCACCAGGGCACCUUUGGGCCUGGGACCAACCUGCCCAGUGGGGACGGGACCUACCAGACCUGGGUGGACACUCGGAUCCUCCCUGGAGAGGAGCAGAGGUUCACCUGCCACGUGGGACACUGCGGGCUGAACACCACGGUCCCUGCAGUCUCUGGAACUCAAGGUCAGAGCGCUUCCUGUGCGGCUGCUCCUGCUGCGGCUCCUCUCGCUGUGUCCACUGUCGCUGCUGUGCUGUGUUUGGUGGUGGUCGAAGCCUAGAUGAGGAAGCACACAGAGGAUGUGUGAGCCCAGGGGAGAAGCACACAGGACAGAGAGGAGGACAGAUCUGAUUCUUCUCUGGGUCGUGAGUGGAGACCGCUCUCUUCUGUUAAUAACAAGGCAACAGGCCACAAACAGAGUCCCUUAUGCUAAGUCCCACGUCAUCACCAAAGCAAGAUUUCACUCAGUGACAGUUUCAGCUCUCCCAGAAAUGGAAUCUUAAACCCAUCAACCAGGAAUCUGCUCAGCACUAGUCAGGUCAUCUGCCUGAUAGACCCCAGCCAUCCCCCAAAGGAAGGUGACCUUGCAAUAACCAAGCUGCCUUUUGAUCUAACAUAACUUCCCUGUUCCUGCUCCCUUCUGCCUAAAAAUCUCUUGCCUUGGAGAACUCUUCAGAGCUCUUUUCUGUCUGCUAGACAGGGUACUGCCCAGUUCAUGAAUCACUGAGUGAAGCCAGUAAGAUCUUAAAAUUUACUCAGUUGGAUUUUGUUGUUUAACAUUUCCUUCCUCCAGGAACAGCAGAAGAACAGACAAGCUGUCUUCUUCUUUUUUUUUUUUUUGCUGAGGAAGAUUAGCUGUGAGCCAACAUUUGUGCCAAUCCUCCUCUUUUUGCUGAGGAAGAUUGGCCCUGGGCUAACAUCUGUGCCCAUCUUCCUGCACUUUAUGUGGGAUGCCUGCCACAGCACGGCUUGACAAGCAGUGCAUUGGUGUGUGCCCGGGAUCCAAACCGGCGCACUCCAAGCCUCCAAAGCGGGGUGCGCGAACUUAACCGCUAUGCCUCCAGACACCACUGACAAGCCGUCUUCUUGCUUACAGAAUGAGGGGACCAGGUGUGUAAUAUGAAAACUGGCUUAAAAGAAAAACAGAAGGUAAAGACUCAAUCAACCCUUUAUCCUGCCUUUCAAAUUCACAUAAGAGCUGGACCUCAGGUUAUUCACUUAGUUGAGAAAGAGAGGUGUUUUUUCUUUUUCUUUUUUCAAAUUUUUAUUUAUUUAUUUAUUUUUCCCCCAAAGCCCCAGUAGAUAGGUGUAUGUCAUAGCUGCACAUCCUUCUAGUUGCUGUAUGUGGGAUGCCGCCCCAGCGUGGCCGGAGAAGCGGUGCGUUGGUGCGCGCCCGGGAUCCCAACCCGGGCCACCAGCAGCGGAGUGCGUGCACUUAACCGCUAAGCCAUGGGGCUGGCCCUGUUUUUUUUUUUUUUUUUUAUAGAAGUAGUAUGAAUAAUAAAGAUAGAAAAGCAAAGGCAGAAUUACAUUAUUACCACUUUGUGAGUCUAGUGAAUGAAUGGAUCUCAGCAGUAACCAUCAAGGGCCCCCAACGUGGCCACUGGGGAGACAGCAGGAUCUUGUGCGCUUCCUGGUGGAAGCACAGAGCACUACGCCUGAUGGCGCUGCGUUGAUUACUGGAAACAGGAGGCAGUUUACUGGAAACAGAGACUCCAUUCUAAGUUCAACCACAUGGUGGACUGGUCUUCGGCAAAGGCACAGUCUUUGUGGAAAACUACAGGACAUACCACCUUGUUCCUUCAUCAAAUAAACUGUCAGGAAACACACAAACAAAAAAGAUGGAGAGGGAAUUGAUAUGAAGCCGAGUAACCUGCGGGUUACUGUAAAUAUUCAAUAUGAUUAGCUUUCCACCUUGUUAUGAAAAGAAGUGAAUCUUGUCAAUUUGCUGUUUUCCUGUUUAAUCUGAGGGGUGACUCAAGGGUCACAAGGAUUUAUGAGCUGUUUUACAGAAGAAGGAGAAUGCUGUCAAGGAAGUUACCACCACCAGAUAACCAGCCCCCGAGCUGCCCUUGAUGUCCAGAAGUCAGAUUGCUCAGGGAUUCAUCGGGAGUGACCCCUUUGUUUCUCUGGAUCUCCUGCCAAGCCCCUUAGCUCCAUAAAACCCCCUGCUGCUUUCUUCUCUUGUUAAGGCAGAUUUGAGGGAACCUAUCCUCCCACUUUCUCAUUUUGGCCAAUUUGAAUAAAGCUUUCUCCAUCUCCAAACA